AUGGCUGAGCAACUCAUUCUCAAGGGCACCCUCGAGGGCCACAAUGGCUGGGUCACCAGCUUGGCCACCUCCAUGGAGAACCCCAACAUGCUCCUGUCCGGCAGCCGUGACAAGUCUUUGAUCAUCUGGAACCUGACCCGUGACGAGUCGCAAUACGGCUACCCGAAACGAUCUCUCCACGGCCACUCCCACAUCGUAUCCGACUGUGUUAUCUCCUCCGACGGCGCCUACGCUCUGUCUGCCUCGUGGGACAAGACCCUGCGCCUCUGGGAGCUGGCUACCGGAAACACCACCAGACGAUUUGUCGGCCACACCAACGAUGUCCUCUCCGUCUCCUUCUCGGCCGACAACAGACAGAUCGUAUCGGGCUCCCGCGACCGAACAAUCAAGCUGUGGAACACUCUGGGCGACUGCAAGUUCACCAUCACCGACAAGGGCCACACCGAGUGGGUUUCCUGCGUCCGCUUCAGCCCCAACCCCCAGAACCCCGUCAUUGUCUCCAGCUCCUGGGACAAGCUCGUCAAGGUCUGGGAACUCUCUACCUGCAAGCUGCAGACUGACCACAUUGGUCACACCGGAUACAUCAACACCGUCACCAUCUCCCCCGACGGCUCGCUGUGCGCUUCGGGCGGCAAGGACGGCACCACCAUGCUGUGGGAUCUCAACGAGUCGAAGCACCUGUACUCGCUGAACGCCGGUGACGAGAUCCACGCCCUCGUCUUCUCCCCCAACCGAUACUGGCUUUGCGCGGCCACGGCCAGCAGCAUCAUCAUCUUCGAUCUGGAGAAGAAGAGCAAGGUUGACGAGCUGAAGCCCGAGUUCACCUCGGUUGGCAAGAAGAGCCGUGAGCCUGAGUGUGUGAGCUUGGCCUGGAGCGCGGAUGGCCAAACCCUGUUUGCCGGCUACACGGACAACAUCAUCCGGGCUUGGGGUGUCAUGUCGAGAGCGUAG
Anthostomella pinea is the source of this 951-nucleotide messenger RNA. NCBI's taxonomy places the organism in Eukaryota, Fungi, Ascomycota, Sordariomycetes, Xylariales, Xylariaceae. The record is from the annotation of a GenBank genome assembly.